AGUGAAGUGGGCACAGCUGAAAAAUGGCGCUCUUCUCGUUCCUGUGCGGUGUGACCCUGAUGAUCAUCCUUGCAUCCCAUGGGUGUCACUCAGUUCAACAACCUGCAUGCGGCAAAUGGCCAGAAGGUAAAGGACAUUUGCCUUGGCUAGUCGUUCUUACCAUUGAUGACAAAGUCCGAUGUUUUGCCACCCUGAUUAACGACCAGCAGUUGCUGACAGUUGGUCACUGCAAAUUAGGACCUGGUCACCAAACAGUGGCUUCCCUGGGACGCAUCUCGGACAUGUCAGAUCCUGUGAACAACUGCGAAGAAUCAAGGACAGUUGUCAACGGAUCAUGCAAUAUGCCUAGCUCCAACUCACUGAUAACCAAGGAUUCCAUGUGUAUUCUGACGAUGUCAGGCCCUGUGAAUUUUACAGACUUCAUAUCUCCGGUCUGCUUAGCCUCAGGGGACAGCACUUACCCCACCGGACUUGUAAGCUAUGUUGUAACUGGUUCACGUCCGGUGCCCCUGGUCCAGGUGCUAGUAGUUGGAUACAACGAGUGUAAAUGCACCCGCCCCAGACUCAACAGUAACAUGGUCUGCGCUGGACAUACAGAGGCCAGUGAGAACAGGGAGAGAUGUGAGGCCAGUUUGGGGGGGCCACUUAUGGUCAACCACAAAGGCUCCUGGGUCCUGAUUGGAAUUGUGAGAUUCGAUCAAGACUGCCCCUCAGUUAAAAGUCUUAGGGCUUACCUCAAUGUAGCCCCCUGUCAAGAAUUCGUCCGAAACAACACCAUAGGCAACCCACCAGGCAUAGUUCGCCUCCAGUCCAACGAAGUUGACCUGGACACCUCCUUUGAGUGUCGGUCAGGUGGACACCCAGCACCUCCCAAGCCCACCCGACCCCCGAAGUGCCCACAUACGACCCCACAGGAUUGUUCGAAAGAUAUUGGCAGUGUUUUUGACAGUGGUGUGAAUGCGAUGUCCACUUCCCCCUUCAUCUUACUCUGCGUUCUUGUUCUUACUGUCUACGGCAUCAACUGAUGACGUAUGAGAUGAUGGUGUGUGAGCACUCGGCUUUAUUGCAUCAGUGUCAGGGUUUCAUGAAGCAUAUUCUUCUUUUCGUGUAGGAAAUAGGGAAAUACAAUUAUAACCCUGGUGAUGAUAAUCAAUGUGUCUAACUGACAAAAUGUGGACAGAGAUUUUUUCUUUUUUUAACUCAUCAAUCUUUGCAUAGAGGGUUAACUUCACACCUUGAUGGAAACCAGAAUCUUACGGCCAUCUUUGGUGGAAAGUUCCAAGCACGUUCCAGACAGGUGUGGUCAUAUGUGUUUUGUUUUGCACCUGGGUGCUAAUACCAAAACGUGAAGUCACCACUGUCGGGUUAGGGGCGAGUAAAAGCACUGCAGAUCAGGUGUUGGGUUUCUUUUGAAAUAAUUUUUGAUUUCUCAAAGUUUUAAUCUGUAUUUCAUUUUAAAACCAUUUAGUUGGGUUUUCUGUCAAAAUGUCACAAUAAGAAUAAUGCUUCAUUCAACUUGGUUUAAACGUUGGGUUGUUUGGUGAAGGGAUGUUGAUUCCAUGCUAAUAUUAACAUGUUAGCUGCGAUUUUAAACAUGAAGCAACAUUUAUUGUAAGUGUUUCUGGACACCUAAUAAAUGCCUUGUGUAAAAUCA
This is a messenger RNA of Notolabrus celidotus (New Zealand spotty), 1654 nucleotides long. Its product is annotated as chymotrypsin-like protease CTRL-1. The record is from RefSeq and is a predicted model, not a curated record. NCBI's taxonomy places the organism in Eukaryota, Metazoa, Chordata, Actinopteri, Labriformes, Labridae. Gene Ontology annotation, biological process: proteolysis. The coding region runs from base 24 to 1025 and encodes 333 amino acids. The transcript is spliced from 6 exons. Gene Ontology annotation, molecular function: serine-type endopeptidase activity.